GGCGAGAAGAGGGUUUGCAGGGCUUGCUGUGGAGUUUUUGAAGCCUCGUUCGUUGUAAUUUCUAUUUUGUGGUGCCUGCCAUCUGCCCAGCCUGACAGAACAGACGAGCCAGAAAAUGGACCCAGCGAACUCCACUUCGGUCACCACAGCCAACGACCUUGCUUUAAUCAGAGACAUUUUUUCUGAAAUUGAAUUCUGCUUUGACUGCUUUAGAGCCUGUUUCACACCAAAGAAAAGAUUUGAUUAUCUUAACCAAGCCCUGGAUCUUGUUGAGGCCAAUGCUUGGCUGUAUGGGUUUUUCCCAGACCUGGAAAAACUAGACGAGUUCUUUGCUGUUGAGAAACUUCCAGCUUGGAUCGGACAGCCUGAAGGUCAUCUGGCAUCCAGCCUCCCGCUCUCUGACAGCGACUCCGAGUGGGAGGACAUUGAUGACGACGCAUCAUCAGAGGCUGAAGGUCAGGCGUUACAGGACACGGGUACAACACUAUUUAAAAUUCAAGACUUAUUUUUUGAGUUUCAGGACUGCCGCAGUCGGCGGAACCAACAACACAUUUUCUCAGCUCUUGAUCAGAUCUUUUUGGCCGAGCCUGAGCUGGUAAUCAAUUUUCCUGAGCUUAAGAACAUUAAAUCGCAGUUUGAGCAGGGUUGGGUUCCUCCCUGUAUUCAGGACCCCAUGGACUUUUUGUUUGAGGCCGAGCUCACUUCCACCUGUUGUGAGGAGCCGCGCGUCAUAACUCUCUCAGACGCCGCCCUCGCUCCACCUUGGUACAGCAUAACACCCAUGAAAAAUGCUUACCUUCUGCCCUGGCCAUGCAGUCUAAUGAUCCAGUCACGUUCCAUGCACAGCCAAAAUCAACACCACAGAGAAGACAAGUGAUGUCCUCAUUGAUGCUGCCAGAUCCAGCGGGACCGUGCAUCCCGGUCGCUAGUUCCACGCCUCAGCCGCGAAACGUAGUGCCGGUCCCAGCGCCUCGAAAGAGGAAAGCAUCUCGAGUUCCUGCUCCACGCUGCUCCACACUUCCAGAACCGACAGAACAGCCCUGGACAGGAGGUCAGUCUUCACAGAUGAGUGCUACGCUGAAAUCGGCAUCUCCGCUCCCUCCUCCCGUUCCCUCUCCACGUAUGCUACGGCCACAUCAGCUGCUGCCGGCUCCGACAAGCUCUGCGCCCCGACAGCCCGAAGCUCCAACUUUGCCUGAACCCUUGACGGUGGAAGGUUCUCCGGAACCAUCAAUUCCGUGUCCAGUUCCUGUAUCAACCGUCAAGCCAUCAGGAAGGCCCAUGUCACUGCCUCAAAAAACAGCACGCGAGCUCGGUGUCUCUGCAAUGGCGCCUGUGGAGUCGGCAGUUAGUCCCUCACUGCUCAUCCAGACGGCACAGUUCUCUUCAGGACCACCGACCAAAGUUUCUGUGAGUACCAUGACCACGAGCACAGUCGCUGGUUUCGCUUCAGCGCAGACAACAACGAUGAUGUCAUCAGAGCUGCUUUCUCAGCUCUCACUUCAAGCCACGCCCACUACGCUGUACAAAUCAUCUGGAUUAAUUCCGUCAUCGGCAUUCGUCAGCUCCUCCUCUACCUGCCCUGUGGGGGAUACACCAGAGGCGGCUCCAGAGGGGGGUCCCGGCACAGACAGAGCAGCAGUUCCAGAACUUUGGCAGCCAGCUCCAGUGUCCAUCCUUCAUGAAACCUCAGAAGACUGUGUUAAUGGAUGUCAGACUCAGCCUCACUGAACAGUUUUGUUGGAAGCUUUUACCAGCUUCCAGACAGGAUACUACUCGUGCCAAGGAAGCUGGAGGUCCCUGGACACUCACCGAGAAACAUGAACUUACACACAAGUAGCACUCGGGUGUUUCAGAACAAAUCCAGUAUUGACAGCCAAGGUGUUGUUGAUGCACUGAAGACCCUCCAAGAGAAAAUUAGGAAAUUGGAGCUUGAAAGGAAGCAAGCAGAGAAAAGUUGCCAGAAAUUCUCCCAAGAUGUUCAGAAGGGGAGACACGCUUUGUUUGAAGAACAGGCUUCACUUCAGAGCCAGAAAUGUCCAAUAUUUUCAAGCACUCAAACUCAGCAAGAAAAGCUGGAGAAACUUGAAUCUGAUUAUCUUCAACUCUGCACAACCCAAAGUCUGGCAGAGAUGAAGAUUGCUUCUCUGGAGCAGAAACUACUGAAAGAGGAACAUAACCAUAAACUUAUUCAGGAGAAAACAGACAAGCUGCAAAGGGAGUUUGACCUCAAUGUUAAGCUUUCCAAUUCAGCCGCUGAAGAGAUGAACCCAAAGAGGCAAACAAAAAGGACUGUCAAGAAAAAAUUAAGACCAAAACAGUCGGCAUCACCACGCAGGAGUAGGUGCAAACAUGUGCCUUUUGUUACAGGAACAUCGACAAGCCCAAGCCAUUCGGUGCACGCAAACUUACAAAGUAUACUUCACAUGAUGAAGCAUCACCAACCCCAGCUGUGCGAGGGAGUGCGUGAGCUGCAAAGGGCCGGCUCCGGGGCCAAGAAAAGCCUGCAGAAGAGCUUCUCGCCUGACAGCAGAUUGAAGCCACCAGCCGAGUCCCUGGGCUCACUGUCAGACCUGCUCCUGGCUCUGCAGGAUGAGCUCGGACAAAUGAGCUUUGAUCAACAGGAGUUAAUGCAGCAAAUAGAUGCAGCUGAACAGUGGGAGCACAGACUGGACCUGCAGAGGAAGCUGGAAAGUUUGGUUGCAAGGAUGGAGGAGAAGGGAGCACAGAUCACUAAAGUCCGCAAACACCAGCAGGCGGUCAAGAAGUUGACCACGGCCACUCGGCCCUGCCCUGCUGAGCAUACAGAUGAGGCAGCAGCGAUCAGGCCUCCGUGCCCGACACCUGUCAGGGUGAAGCUGCAGGGAAAGAAAGUUGGGGCUGCUCAGAAGAGCCUGCAACUUCUCAAAGAGACUCAGAAAUUUCGCAACUGUCUGAAAGAGCAGGACUUUUGUUGGGAGACAUGAGGAGCGCUUAAACACACGUGCAUUAAAGUUAUGCUCAUUUGUUUGCAAAAAACUAGAUUACUCUGGUCUAUUUUCUUCCAUUCUGCAGUGAGUAAAGGCAUCUGGGGUAUUAUGCCUCUAUAAAAUAAAAAAAUGUGUUUUAUCAGGCUUAUUGAUUCAUUGUGGCAUCUGUUACAUUUGGUGACUGAUUUUUAAAUGAAAACUUGCACAGUCAGGGUACCUCAGAGUCCUGGACAGAAAGAUUGGCACACCUCUGUUUUAAGUACACAGUUUAAAAUAUGUUGAGAAAUUAAUGCACAUAACUAUAAACAAUAUUUUAGAAUAUUUUCUAAAAUUCUUAAAUAACAUCAAGAUGUUUUCCUUAAAAUGAAACAAAAAUACAGACAUUAAAUGUAGUUACACUUAAGUCCGUUGGUAUUUUGACUGAUUUGUGCCUCUGAACGUCACCACGAUGAAGUUGAAAUGAAGCAACGUGUUCGUAGUUAUGUUGAGCUUUAAUUCAAGGGGUUUAACGAAUAUAUGACACUAUUUAAAAAUUACAGCCAUUUAUUUAAAUAGUCCCUCCAUUUUAACAGACCAUACAUAAUUGGGAAAACUAUGGAUAUUGUUAAUAAAAGCUAUCACUCAAUGUUUUCCUUUAAAAAGUUAUACCAAAAGUAGAAUGAUCCGCACCACCACAGCGCUCCCAUGCAAAAAAGCUUUAAUAAUAAUAAAGACGUGACGUUUCGGGCAGACUGCCCUUUCUCAGACCUUUUGAAAGUUUCGUCUGAAGAAGGGCAGUCUGCCCCAAAAGUCACAUCUUUAUUAUUAUUAAAGCGUUUUUUUUGCGUGAGAGCGCUGUGGUGGUGUGGAUGAUUCUUUUUCUAUUUUUGGUAUAAUUUCUUUUGAUCCAGCACACCUUUCGUGCUUUUUGGAUGUGCUUGUCCUCUCUGCAUUCCUUCAAAAAGUUGACUUGUUUGUUAAUAUGCAUUUAUUUGUAAACAUUUUAAUUCCGCUUAAAAUAUAGGGAUGCCAAUCCUCCUGUACACAGGAAUAUUUUUGUUAAUUCGUUUUUUUCAUAUGACCUGCCAUUUUUGUUGUUGUUUUUAACCAUGUAUUUAAAGUGAAUGUACACAUUUCCUGGAGUCUAUAUAUUUUUUCAGAUGGAGCUGAAGUAAUCUGUUUCUAAUAAAAAUCUUAGUUUAAAAAAAACAUAAUUGCAGUUUUGAAUCGAUCAUAUUUAAAUAAAGCAUAUAUUUUUUAUUUGA
Molecule: messenger RNA, 4213 nt
Organism: Thalassophryne amazonica
Lineage: Eukaryota; Metazoa; Chordata; Actinopteri; Batrachoidiformes; Batrachoididae
Product: centrosomal protein cep57l1-like
Exons: 11
Coding region: 1710-2966 (418 amino acids)
Cellular component (GO): centrosome
Molecular function (GO): gamma-tubulin binding; identical protein binding; microtubule binding
Source: RefSeq, a predicted model, not a curated record